This is a messenger RNA of Tarenaya hassleriana, 629 nucleotides long. RefSeq names its product hydrophobic protein RCI2B. The transcript is spliced from 3 exons. The record is from RefSeq and is a predicted model, not a curated record. Lineage: Eukaryota; Viridiplantae; Streptophyta; Magnoliopsida; Brassicales; Cleomaceae. Bases 201 to 377 code for a protein of 58 amino acids. Gene Ontology annotation, cellular component: membrane.
CAGAGUGAAGAAAAAGAUAGAGAAAAGCACCACGUGGCUCAUCAAAUUCUCAAGAAAAAAAAAAAAGUGGGCCUAUAUAUAGUGAGAGGAACACCACUUGGAACCACUCAUUACAAAACUUAAAAACAUUAAAAGUGAGAUUGAAUUCGAAGCUUAAACACUUCUCUGCAGAUUCAAGAAAGAAGAAGAAGAAGAAGAAGAUGGCAGACGGCUCGACGGCGACUUGCGUAGAUAUUCUUCUUGCCAUUCUAUUGCCUCCCCUCGGCGUCUUUCUCAAAUUCGGUUGCAAGGCGGAGUUUUGGAUAUGUUUGGUGCUGACGCUAUUUGGUUAUCUUCCUGGAAUCAUAUAUGCUAUUUAUGCCAUCACCAAGAACUGAUCCUAUCUUGAACCGCCUCUUCUUCUCCAUGAACAGCUGCUUGGGUGUGUCUCUUCAGUCGGAUUCUUCCUGCCAUCACCACGAACAUGUCGUCGUUUCCAAUCAGUCUAUAUUUCAGUGUUUUCUUUUAGUUAAUCAUUGCGACGUUUUUAUUAUUAUUUGUUUGUUGAUAAUGGUCUUGUGUGGGGUUGGUGGGUCAUGUUCAUUUAAUCAUCGCGUCUAAUGUUAAUGGAGUGCGUAACAUUUCUUGUU